GUGCCCUACAUGGGCACGGCGCCACAGGUCCAGCCUCCAGUCUUCCAGAGAGUUCCUGUGUACGGGCCUCCAAGCAGCAGCCAAGGCGCCGACGUCACGCACGAGGCCGCCGUCUCGAACGCGAGCACCCACAACCUGGCCCACCAGACGGGCCUUCAGAAGGUGAUGCUCAAGUCGAGCGUGGUCGUGCUCUCGGUCGCCUUCCUCGCGCUGCUCGGCGUCGCCUGCGUCAUCAUCGCCAACAGAACAUCCAGCUUGAGCAAGUUCAUGCAAAAGAACGCGGCAAUGGCGGUGCACCCAACGUCAGCACUCCCGACCCGGGUGCCGGGCUCGGUCAUGACGCAACGGGCAACAGAAGCGAUUGAAAACAUCGCUGAACCAUCGCAAGGCAUGCCAAUAGCGGUUGUUAACCAGCCGCAAGCACAGAAGCCUCACGGACUGCUCGGAGCUGCGUAUUUCAACAACAGUGCCGCGCCUCGCGGAUUUAGCAGGGACUAUGUCUGCACCACGGAUAGCUGCAUCAAAGAAGGGGAGCGGCUGGCGGGCCUGGUGGACCCGGUGCUGAGCCCGUGCGACAACUUCUACGAGUACACGUGCGCCACCUGGGCCGAGGAACACCCCGUGCCUCGGGGCGCCCAGAAAGUCUCAUACCAGUCCAGCAUCAUCGACUACGUCGAGAAAAAGCUCGACGACAUCGUUCGUGUCGAGCUUCGGAAGGUGCUGUCCAUGCCGUUGGCCUUCAACUUCCUUUCCAGCCACGUGAAGGCCAUCCUGAUGAGGAAUGCCUGCAUGGAAGUAGAUCGGCUGAACGACCGUGGUCUGGGACCCCUGCGCGAGGUGCUGCAGACGCUGCACCUGACAGAGUGGCCCACGGUCAAGAUCGACUUCAACGACUCGCUCAUCGAGCGCGUGGCCGCCGCCCUGGGCUCGCGGCUUGGCGUCUUCCCGCUCGCCAGGGUCGACGUAGAGCGAGACCCCGACAACCCGUCGGAGUUUAUCAUCACGCUGGACGAGCCCUCGCGCGAGGUGUUCCGGCGCGGCCACUUCCUGCGCUCGGAGCGCGAGCUGAUGGAGUACGAGACGGUGACGCGCAAGGCCUUCGACAAGCUGCAGAACCCGGCGCUCAGCGACCUGCUCGGCUCGGCCGUGUUGGGCCUCGAGGACGAAAUAUCGCAGGCAAUGGGGCCGACCGCUCAGACGGAGGAGAAGGUGCGACAAUACGUCAAAAUAUCCGUCGCUGACCUCCCGCGCGGCAGCAAGUUCCACUGGCUGCACUUCCUGAACCACACCAUGGAGAAAGUGCAACCCGUGCACCGCAGCCAAGUGAUCGUCGUGCGCAGCAUGCCCUUCAUCAAGAAGCUCGCCGAAAUCCUCGAGGGACGCCAGAGGCGCACCAUCGUGAACUACUUGGGCCUCAAGGCGCUGCUGGUGUUCUCGCCGCUGCUACCGCCGAACAGCGAGGGCGCGGUGGCUGGUCUCCUGGGCCGGAUGCUGACUGGCCGCACACCGGACCAGCUUCCGCGCUGGCGCCUCUGCCUGCGCGCCGCCGAGGACGCGAUGCCGUUCGCCUUCCUCGGCAUGUACCACGACGUGUUCGUCAGGGAGCACAACGUGCUGCAGCUGCGCGCCUCGCUCAGCAAGAUGAAGGACCUGCUGGCCGCCUCGCUCGAGGACGUCGUCUGGCUCAACUCCAAGGACGCGCCCAGGGCGCUGGACAAGUUGAAGCGCCUCGACUUCGUCGAGUUCUUCCCCGCCUGGGUGAUGAGUGAGGAGGAGCGAAAUGUGUUCUACGAGUCGGUUCGCGACGUGCCCGUGGGCAACUUGCUGCGCAGCCUGAUGAGCGCCAAGUCCGCGCACGUCGACCAGCGCUUCAGGCGCCUGCUCUUCAAUCCAAAGCAGGCCGCAUGGUUCGGGUCGGUGUUCGAUGUCCACGUGACCUAUGACCCGCAGAACAACACGCUUUACAUCCCGAUGGCCAUGUUCGCCGAACCGAUGGGCUUUGACAAUGCCGAGACGCCCCUGUACAUCCCGCGCGUACUGGCCGGCCUGGCCCAGCAACUGAUGUCGGCAGUGACGGGCCUGGGCUCGCUCUUCGACGUCCAGAGCGGCGCCGUGCACGAUUGGUGGGGCUCCGAGACUCGCGACUCCUACGCCAACUUCAGCCUCUGCCUGGCGCAGCAGUACAACGCCUCGCUCAGCGGACUCUUCGUCAGCUCCCAAUACAGCACGCUGACCGCGGAGUCCAACGUGCGCGACAACGCCGCCGUGGCCUUCCUGAGCAAUAACCUCGCUCGCACGUCUCCGGCCCCGGCCAGAUGUACACCAGGCACCUCAAGGAGCGCGGCAUCAAGGGGAACUUCGUGCUCGCCAACCUGCCCAACGUCACUGCGCAGCAGCUGUUCUACACUUCGUACGCCAUGGGCUUCUGCGAGAAUUCCAACGAAGGCUACGCGCAGCGCCAUGUGAAGACCUCAACCGUGGCACUCUCAAAUCACCGAGUGAACAUCCCAUUGGCGAACAGCGAUGGCUUUGGCGACGCCUUCCGGUGCCUUCGGGGAACGCCGAUGAACCCGCACGUCAAGUGCAAGUUCUGGAGGUUCCAGUAAAAAAAAAAAAGAAAAAAUGCACGCAGUC
Messenger RNA from Dermacentor albipictus, 2634 nucleotides. Lineage: Eukaryota; Metazoa; Arthropoda; Arachnida; Ixodida; Ixodidae. The record is from RefSeq and is a predicted model, not a curated record.